AUGGGUGAGGAUCCUUCUAGUUUAGAUGCCGAAUUUAUCAACGAGGAUGAUUUAGAAGCAUUUGGCGAUGCAUUGGCUUAUGACGAUAUGGACUCUCCUUCCAUGAAUGCCGAGGAUACCAGUUCUGUCUACCAUCUUUCUAGGGUGCCCACGAUUACAUCACAGUCAGAUUGGAAGCCUGUUUAUAACCUGACCAAGAGUCCGAAUACCUCUAGUUCGCCGCAUACGAGGAAGCGACAAGUUCUCCCCGAAGAAUCCUCUCUUACAUUUUCCAUUCUUCAUUACCCAUUGCUUGUUAUUACGCUUCUUUGGUUGAUUGUACUUUCAUUUGGAUACCUUCUUGUACGUCUUUCUAUCUUUGUGUCCGAGAAGUUAAUUUUUUUUAGGGACAAGAAAGGCAGUGAAUUAGUUAAGGAUCUAGAAAACGCCCAUAGCUACGCUGAAUAUGUCGCCACCGCUAAGCAAUUGGAUGAAUAUCUUGACUUAAACAGUUGGUGUCAUGAAGAUAAGUAUCGCUACUACGACUGGCGUACCUUGCGACGUACGGUCUCUGAUAUGAAAAAGCUCAGAGGAGAGCGCAAGUACGAUAAAUUAUUGGUGGUGCUACAGAGUUGUCUCAAGUCGAAUUUCGUUGGUAUAGAGAAUCCCAUCAUGUAUUCGCAUUGCUACUAUGGGACCAAGGAUCUCAUAGAGAGAUAUAAAACAGAAGUUGUGGCAUCGAUUAAUGCAAUCCUUACGACUGACAAAAUAUCUCUCUCUGAUAAGCAUACAUUCUUUAAGAUUGUUUCCCGAAAUUAUGGUAAAACUGCUUUGGCACUUUCUGGGGGGGCUUCCUUCUGCUAUAAUCAUUUUGGAGUCAUAAAAGCCCUUCUUGAAAAUGACCUUUUACCACAAAUUAUUAGUGGCACUUCUGGUGGUGGCGCUAUUGCAGGGUUGGUUGGAACCAGGACAAACGAAGAACUUCUCAAGCUUAUACAACCAAAACUAGCGCACCGAAUGACACUUAUUGGAAACGACCCCUUCCGAGUUUGGUUUAAAAGGUGGUGGAAAACAGGUGCACGGUUUGAUGCAGUUCAGUGGGCUCGCAUAGCUCAAUGGUGGACUAUGGGCUCUACCACUUUUAAGGAAUUGCACGAACGUACAGGAAAGAUGUUGAACAUAUCAACUGUACCUAACGAUAUUCAUUCUCCAACUAUUCUUUGCAAUGAGAUCACUUCUCCGAAUUGUUGUAUAUGGUCUUCGAUCCUAGCUUCUGCUGCCGUCCCUGGUAUAUUACAACCGGUGGUACUAAUGCAGAAGGCAAGCGAUUUAAAGACAAUUGAACCUUUCUCUUUUGGGAACAAAUGGAGAGAUGGUUCAAUGCGAACAGAUAUUCCAUUAGAGGCAUUAAAUGCUUACUACAAUGUUAAAUUUUCCGUUGUUUCUCAGGUAAAUCCACAUGUGAUGCUUUGGAUAUUCAAAAAUAGGGGUGACAUUGGUAAACCAAUUGUACGAAAGAGUGGAAAGACAUUCAGAGGUGGGUUUAUACCUGCAUACCUUGAGAAUUUGAUAAAAUUGGAGAUUAUAAAAUGGCUCAAGUUGAUUAGAGAAUUCCAGUUAUUUCCCAAUUUAGCAGAAAGCGAUUGGUCAAAUCUCUUUCUUCAACGAUUCGGCGGAAAUAUCACCUUGUUCCCUAAAAUUCGACUAACGGAUUAUAUGUAUCUUCUCAGUGAUCCAACAGAAGAACGAUUAGGAGAAACGAUAAAGAAUGGAGAACACGUUACCUAUCCAACCCUUCUUUUCAUUAAAAAUAGGCUUAGCAUUGAGAGGGCCAUUGCGAAGGGGCGUAAUGUGACGAAAGGCUACGGUAGGCAGGCAUCGCCAGAUGAGCACGAAGAAGAAAUUGAGUAUCAGUCUAGAGUCAAUCGUUAUGAUGGUGAUCAAGAAGAUACCAGUAUUUAUAGCGAUGAUUUGGACAGCUUUUAUGAUGAAGAUGAGGAUGAAGAAGUAGGCAACGCUGAGGAAACUGCAUACAAAAGAAGCUUUUUGGGAAUUCAGGAAGAACCAGCUGUACUUGGUUUUGAUAGAGACGGGGAGAUAAACGAUAAGGGUGAAGGUGAUACUAGAAAGACCAAAUGA
Molecule: messenger RNA, 2118 nt
Organism: Brettanomyces nanus
Lineage: Eukaryota; Fungi; Ascomycota; Pichiomycetes; Pichiales; Pichiaceae
Exons: 1
Coding region: 1-2118 (705 amino acids)
Biological process (GO): lipid metabolic process
Molecular function (GO): triacylglycerol lipase activity
Source: RefSeq, a predicted model, not a curated record